AUGUUAAAAUACAUCUACUUAUUCUGUAGUUUUAUUAAGAGUGAUUCAGAAGAAGAACUGUAUAUUUCUUUAAUAAAAGAAUGUAUUGAAAAAGGUAAUGUUUCAGACGAUAGGACAGGUGUGGGUGUAAGGUCAUUAUUUGGAAGAGUGUUAAGAUUUUCACUGGCUGAUAACACCAUACCAUUAAUCACUGUUAAAAGAACUAACCAUGCUUUUGUAUUAAGAGAGUUGUUGUUAUUUAUUUCGGGUAAAACCGAUAAUAAAAUUCUAAAAGCUCAAAAAGUUCCUAUAUGGAAUAAAAAUACAACUAAAAAAUUUCAUGUUGAGAACAAUACAGAUUUAGAAGAAGAUGAUAUGGGUGCAAUCUAUGGAUGGCAAUGGCGACAUUUUGGUGCAGUUUACGAAACAUGUCAUACUGAUUAUACCAAUCAAGGAUUUGAUCAGUUUAAAUACAUAUUAGAAACAAUUAAAGAAAAGCCUUAUUCAAGAAGACUAGUUGUAACAGCAUGGAAUCCUUCACAAUUCACUAAAAUGGCAUUACCACCAUGUCAAGUCUCUUUUCAGUUUAGAAUAUAUGAUGGUAAACUAAGCUGUAGUGUAAAUAUGAGAAGUGUUGAUCUUUGUGUAGGAUUGCCAUUUGAUAUUGCACACUUUGCUUUUCUUACUAACAUUGUAGCUAAAUUAACUAAUACUGUGCCCCAUGAAUUAGUUAUGUUUUUAAAUGAUUGUCAUGUUUAUAACAAUCAUAUUGAAAUAAUAGAACCAGUCCUUUUAAAAAAACAAUAUCAAUUUCCCAAACUUAGGUUGAAAGAUAAAGAAUAUCUUUCUUUUGAGUCUUUCGAAUUUGAAGAUUUUAUUAUAAAAGACUAUAAAUUCAAUGAAUAUGUAAAAUUGGAAGUUAAUUAA
Hepatospora eriocheir is the source of this 906-nucleotide messenger RNA. Lineage: Eukaryota; Fungi; Microsporidia; Hepatosporidae. The record is from the annotation of a GenBank genome assembly.